AUGUCCAGGUUUCAGGAGCUUAAAGCUUCGUUCAAACGGCGGCUGCUGACUUCAGUUCGUAAAGAUCUGUUCGGACAUUUGGAGAGAAAAAUAUCCGAUUAUAAGAAGGAGAUCGACCGCAACAGGAAAUUGUUGGAUCUGGUCCCAAACAGAGACUCAAGGCGGCGAGAAUCAGUGUGUCCUGCAGACGUCCAGCAGGUGUUGGAGACUAAAGAAGAGGUUUCCCCUGAGCAGCAGGAGUGGAGCUCCAGACUGGACCAGCAGGACCCAGAGCCCCCCCACAUUAAAGAAGAACAGGAGGAAUUUGCUCUUUUUCAGAGACCAGUAGAUGCUGAUGAAGAGGACAGCAGAGGAUCAGAACAGGAAGUUACUCCACACUCAAAGAGGGAUGACUGUGAGGAUCCUAAACUAUUUAGCUGCACAGUUUCGGGUAAAAGAUGGGCACAUAAAUCAAAUCUAAGAAAACACAUGUUUACCCACACAGGUGAGAAACGAUUUAGUUGCUCAGUUUGUGGUAAGAAAUGUGUACAUAAAUCAGGCUUAAGAAACCACAUGUUAACCCACACAGGUGAGAAACCAUUUAGCUGCUCAGUUUGUGGUAAAAAAUUUGGACAAAAAUCCACUCUAAACAGACACAUGUUAACCCACACAGGUGAGAAACGAUUUAAUUGUUCAAUUUGUGGUAAAGAAUGUGCACAUAAAUCAACUCUAACAAAGCAUAUGUUAAUCCACACAGGAGAGAAACCAUUUAGUUGCUCAGUUUGUGGUAAAAAAUUUGGACAAAAAUCAAAUCUAGGCAAACACAUGUUUACCCACACAGGUGAGAAACGAUUUAGUUGUUUAGUUUGUGGUAAAAAAAUUUCAGAUAAAUCAACUCUAACAAACCAUAUGUUUACCCACACAGGAGAGAAACCAUUUUGUUGCUCAGUUUGUGGUAAAAAAUUUGGACAAAAAUCAAAUCUAAGCACACACAUGUUAACCCACACAGGUGAGAAACCAUUUAAUUGUCCAGUUUGUGGUAAAAAAUUUGCACGUAAAUUCUCUCUAACAUCCCAUAUGUGGACCCACACAGGUGAGAAACCAUUUAGGUGCUCAGUUUGUGGUAAAACAUUUACACUUCAUUCAUCUCUCUCAAGCCACAAGUUAAUCCACACGGGAGAGAAACCAUAUAGUUGCUCAGUUUGUGGUAAAAAAUUUGCACAUCAUUCAUCUCUCCCAAGCCACAAGUUAAGCCACACAGGAGAGAAACCAUAUAGUUGCUCAGUGUGUGGUAAAGGAUUUAGACAAAAAUCACGUUUAACAUUCCACAUCUUGACCCACACAGAUGAGAAACCAGUUAAUUGCUCAGUUUGUGGUCAUAAAUGUACAAACAAAUCAAAUCUAGUAAGCCACAUGUGGACCCAUGCAAGAGGGAAACAAUUUAGUUGCUCAGUUUGUGGUCAUACAUGUGCAAACAAAUCAAAUCUAACAAGCCAUAUGUUGAGCCACACAGCUGAGAAAUCAGUUAUUUGUCCAGUUUGUGGCAAAAUAUGUGCACGUAGAUCAGGUCUAACAUUCCACAUGUCAACCCACAUAGAGGAGAAACCGUUCAGUUGCUUAGUUUGUGGUAAAACAUUUUCACGUAAGUCAAAUCUAACACGACAUAUGUUAACCCACACUGGGGUAAACCAUUUAACUGCUCAUUGUGUGAUGAAAAGUACGCAGACAAACAAAGUCUGGAAGACCGAAUGACACAUCACACGGGAAAAACGCUUCAGUUGUAGUGUUUGUAACAAAAGAUUCAGUCAACCAAUUUACACAGUUUACACAAUUAUGGACAAUUUAUUGUGACAAAUGUUUCUAAUUUUACCUGGCUGCAAUGACAAACCAAACCUCUGGGAUUAAUAAAGUUAUCUAACAGUCGGCUGUUCAAAAACAUGAGUGUGUUGUCCUGUCCAACAGGGAAAAAGUAAAACGGCAUAUCCUCAUGUUUGAGAAGCUGGAAGCAUUUUUGCUUCAGAAUGACAAACUAUAAAAUAAUUAUCAAAAUAGUUUGAGAUUAAUUUUCUGUCGAUUAGUAAAUCAAUUAUAAACCUAUUGUUGCAGCUCUGCUGUGCAGCUGCUGAUUGAGCCGUGUUUCAGUUAAGAAAACUUAUGUUUGAGUUUCAUGUAUUUACUUUGAUUAGAUUAAGAAGUGAUUCUGCUUUUCUUUCUCAUUCUUUGUUGAUUUUAUGUUAUUCUGUUUGUAGUAUUUAAAAUAUAACUUCUCAGGCUUUUGCUCAAAUAAUGUUUAAUGAGCAUUGUGAUUAUUUUCCUCUCAGGACUUUGUGUUUUACUGUAUGUAGGCUGGAGAGGCUGAACUGUGCCUCUGACAAAAUCAGCUUUUUAAACCUCUGUGUUAUAGCUGAAGAUUGAAGUGCCUAGGAAAUUUUUAAUGACAUUCUUUUUACUUACUUUAGUCAAAUAAAAGUCUUAACUGAA
Messenger RNA from Lates calcarifer (barramundi perch), 2460 nucleotides. Its product is annotated as gastrula zinc finger protein XlCGF57.1-like. Gene Ontology annotation, cellular component: nucleus. NCBI's taxonomy places the organism in Eukaryota, Metazoa, Chordata, Actinopteri, Centropomidae. Gene Ontology annotation, molecular function: DNA-binding transcription factor activity, RNA polymerase II-specific; RNA polymerase II transcription regulatory region sequence-specific DNA binding. Bases 1 to 1731 code for a protein of 576 amino acids. Gene Ontology annotation, biological process: regulation of transcription by RNA polymerase II. The transcript is spliced from 2 exons. The record is from RefSeq and is a predicted model, not a curated record.